Molecule: messenger RNA, 618 nt
Organism: Racocetra persica
Lineage: Eukaryota; Fungi; Glomeromycota; Glomeromycetes; Diversisporales; Gigasporaceae
Source: the annotation of a GenBank genome assembly
AUGAAAAACAUUUCAAAAGUUAAAAGAGUAAUAAUUUUUGGUCUGGAUGGAAUUGGUCGCUUUUUUCAACAAGCCAACACACCAACCAUAGACAAUUUUUUGGCUUCAGGGGCUAGUACCUUGAAAGCCCGAGCGAUUUUUCCAACUGAUAGUGCUGAAAACUGGAGUUCAAUAUUAACUGGAGUUAAACCAGAAAAGAACAAGCACCGGUUAAAACACGAAGAAUUGGAAACCGGCGAUUCAUAUCCAGAAAACAGUUCUUUUCCCAGUCUUUUCAAAUUGAUUGCCACAGAGUUUCCUGGAGCCAAAAUGGCUUCUUUUGCUGUACCAGUACAUCGCUAUGCUCCUCUAAUCAAUGAAAGUGAAACAAGACAAAAAGAAUUAGAUAAGCACUAUCAAGACAAAAGUUCCAUCUAUGACAAAGAUGUAGUUACUCGAGUAGUUGAAUACAUUAAAAAUGAUGAGAAUAAAGACACAAAAUUAUUAUUCAUUCAUUUUACUGAUGCCGAUGAACAUGGCCAUCAUUGGGGUUAUGGUACGUCGCAACAUCUAGAACAAAUUAAAACCAUGGAUUCACAAAUUGACAGAAUUCUCGAAACAGUUGAACAAGUAGGAUGA